CAAAUUACUCUUUUGGGGAGCGCGCUUAGAGAGGCGACAGAACUUCGCGCGGGCUGCCCCAGCUCUCAGCACCACAUCAAACGGCUUCGAGCGGCAUCCCAUGUCGGUCAAAGGAACGAGAUUGACGAUCGGCAAAGCAUCGCUGGCUGUAGGUGCCGGUCUCUUAGGCCUGAGCCUGAUGAGCGUGAUGACGGCCGACGACGGGCCGCCGGACGCCGUCCUCGCGGAGAUGCAGUCAACGACUAAGGAGCUCGCCGAGAAGGUGGGCGGCGCGGUCGCGGGAGCAGGCGCGGCCGUCUUGGACUCCGCGAGGUCGUCACUGGGCGGCGUGCUGGAACUCGCCCCGAAGAAGACUAGGAUAGGCAAACACAAGAAGAAGAUCAAGUCAAAGUCCGCGGUGAAAAAGGCGCGCAAGAGGGAGGCAAAGGCUGCGGCUUCGGCGGCGGCGGUGGCGGCCGCGGCCGCGACGCCGCCCAAGAGAAAGACGCCCCCCGCGCGCGAGGGGGAGGCCCCGCCCGCGGCGGCCGCCGUGGGCAACGAGGGGGAGGAACAUGUCGAGAGCGUGCGGGGGCUGCUGGAUGGCGCCGCGCCCAAAGUCGUCGCGGAGAUGCUGCUCGUCAACGCGUGCUUCGAGAUCGCGUUCGCCCAGGCGAACCCGAAUCGCCCGGAGUCGGCGAGCUACACGCGCUACGAGGCCUACAAGAAGGCCAAGUGCGGAGCGGACGUCAUCGCGCUGGGCGGCAGCAAGAGCGACGUGCUGCACAACUACAAGAAGGGCUUCCUGCGCGUCGUGAAGUGCCCGGCCAUGAUCGGCUACGACCUCGACCGCGACGCCGUGUCCUCGGAGCGGGAGGAGGAGGGGGAGGAGGACGCGCCGCCGGAACCAACGAUGCUGGCGCGGCGCACCGCGCGCCGCGCCCAGAAGCGGGAGCUGUUCGUGGCCGAGUCAGCGACCGUCGACAACAAGAGGGCCAAACGCGUGGCCUGCGAGUGAGUGCCACUCCCACCGGGCGAAUCCCCUUCUUCCCCACCGCCGACUGAAGUAAUUCUAGAGUUACUUCAGUAAGACCCC
This is a messenger RNA of Pelagomonas calceolata, 1072 nucleotides long. Lineage: Eukaryota; Pelagophyceae; Pelagomonadales; Pelagomonadaceae. The record is from the annotation of a GenBank genome assembly.